Archocentrus centrarchus (flier cichlid) is the source of this 2243-nucleotide messenger RNA. Its product is annotated as BICD family-like cargo adapter 1. The transcript has 10 exons. Lineage: Eukaryota; Metazoa; Chordata; Actinopteri; Cichliformes; Cichlidae. Bases 1 to 1632 code for a protein of 543 amino acids. Gene Ontology annotation, biological process: vesicle transport along microtubule; Golgi to secretory granule transport. The record is from RefSeq and is a predicted model, not a curated record.
AUGGAUCGGCUCGACGAUUGGAGCUUCAAGUCCAAGAAAAUAAUGGACCUGGAGGAGGAUUUCUUUUUCCACUAUGGAGCGGAGGAAAUGACAGAUUAUCAGGACCCCACUGAACUUCUGGCUGCUUUGAAACAAAAGGAGGAAGAGGUUAUUUUGGCAGCCCAGCUGGGAAACGCAUUGCUCCUAGAAAACCGUCAGCUGAAGGAGCAGAGCGACAAACUUCAUGAACAAUACGCAGAGAAGCUGGAGGAGCUGGAGCAGGGAAGGCAUGAGCUGCGACUGAAGCUGGAGGGCUGCCAUUCCCAGUGGGAGAGCCAGGUGGGCGAGCUGGAGGGGGAUGUGAGGGAACUGAGCGCCCAGGUGGAGCAGCUCACCCGGGCGCUGAGCGAGGCCGAGAGGGAUAAGAGUCGAGCUCAGCUGGAGCACAUCGAGAAUACUCAGCGGCUCCAGGAGGAGCUCAAAACUGCAAUGGAGGUGGAGAGAGCCAUGUCCAGUGAGCUGCAGGCUCUGAAACAGGAGCUGCAACAAAAAGGAAGUCACAACAGGCAGCAGGACGAGGAGCUGAUGAGUGCAAUGAGAGAGCAGGUGUUGCGUCUCACACAGAAGGAACAGGUGCUGGAGCAGCGGUUGGAGAGCGUGUGUCAAGAAAAUGAAGAGCUGAGGGCGAGUUUGGCCUCCUUACACACACGCUUGGCUCUGCACGACCAACUCAACAAGCAGCACAGCCAGCAGCUAGCCGAGGCGUGGCAGGAGGUGGAGGCGGCGCAGGGUCAUUCACAGCAGCUACAGGCCCAGGUGGAGGAGCUUCAGGAGGAGGUGUCCCUGCAGGAAGCCAGGAGCUACGGUGACGCCUCCCUGCUGUCCGAGCUGGAAAACAGCCUGGAGACAGUGGGCCUUGGAGUCAGCAAAGAAGAGUUAAUGCAAGAAAUGGGAUCCAUCCUUCAAUUACUCCUCCCACUGACCAAGGAGCUGAACAGCUCAGAACAGCCAGAGGUCGUUGAUCAGCAGGAAGACCUGAAGGCCAUGGUGCAACGGCUGAAGGGAGUGGUUCAAACUCUUUCACAGGGAUCCAGGCCACAGGAGCUGAAUCAGGGUUUUGUCGAAGCGAUGGGUGAUAAAAGUGGAAAUCCGAGCGCAGCGCAGGAGUUGAAAGAUCAGAAUGUGCAACUGCAACAAGAAAAUACUGAACUGAUGCAGAAGCUGCAGAGCGUUCAAGAUCAAACUGACGUUGUCCAACAGGCCAUCAGAGACCGAGAUGAAGCCAUAGCCAAGAAAAACCUGAUGGAAGAGGAAUUGGUGAGAAGUAAAAAUGAUAUGAUGUCUCUCAACAACCAGUUACUGGAAGCCAUCCAACGCAAACUGGAGCUGUCACAGGAGCUGGAGGCCUGGCAGGAUGACAUCCAGAUCUUCAUUAACCAGCAGCUCAAGUCCCAGCAGCAGUUGGAGCAGCCUCAGAAGAAGCCCACCUCCAACAACAGCAUGUCAUUCUUCCGCAGACCCAGCAGGACGGCCUCCACGUGGACACGCCAGUCGUCCUCCUCCUCCUGGAACUCAGACUGUGAUCAGGAUAAAACCCAGUCCCCAUGGAGGGACUGGUUAAGACGGGGCAAAGGGGCACAAUACAGCAAAUAAUAAGCACUAAGUGCUAAAACACUACUGGACUACUGUGGAGCUGAUGUACCAAGAGUAAAGGUCAAAGGGAACUUACAAGUGGAGCUGCUUGUACAUCAAAUGAAGAAAAAAAAAAAAAGCCAUGAAGACAAACAGAGCCACUGCAAACAAAGACUUGUCAGACAGACAUGUGCUGAAACACAUUUCACUGAGAGGCCAGACCUUCUUAAAAUGUAAACUGCGACAGCCUGGAGCACUAACAUUUUGACAGAAUUACAAUUGAACGUUUGACUGUAAAUGCUGCGCCUUGUUUUGUAAUGUUGUGAAUAAGUAGCUCAGUGUAAAGUAUUUGUUCACAUAAAUGAUAAUUUAACACAUCAAGACAGAUGUCAUGAAGGACAGCCAUGAAGUAACUGAUCAAACACUAUGAUUUUAGUUGGACUGAAUUUGUCUUUACCAUGUAGGAUGUAAAAAGGUUAUUUUUUUGUUCUUUUUUUUUAUUGCCAGUUUUGCUAAAUAAUGUGUUUGAGAAACACUGUUUUCUUGUACCUUAAGAAAGAUGUUGUUUUUUGUUUUUUUUUUAAAUAAUUUUGCUCUCAUAUUUUUUGUUAAAAACAAACACAUUGUCUGAA